AUGGCAGUGAUGACCCGAUCUUCUUUAAGUGUGUGGGUACUAGAUGAUGAAUCCAAGGAAACUUACAACUCCUGUUCUUUUGGUUCAUGUGGCUUGAGUAGUGGUGGUGGUUCUGGUCAAUGGUGGCGGCUAGGGUUGCGAUUGGAAGAAGAAAGAAGAAAAACGAGCACUUUACUUUCACUUUCCAAAGGCUGCCUGCUUCCCACUCCUUCAGCUCUCUCACUCACUCCCCGAGUUUGCUGUCCACCACCGGCUACUGGUCUGACGGUAUUUCGGCACUGGCCGCCGCUCUGCACCGGUGAUCUGACAGAGUGUUUCUGUCACCGCUUGUCGCUCUCCUUAGUUUUAAAUCCCCUAAUAUAUACCUUUAAGACAACGGCUAUAUGGACAACCUACCAGACGAUGUUCUAUCAAACAUAUUCAUCAGAUUAUAAUCCAUUCAUAGCACGCCCCGUUCAUUCCCUCGAUAUCAAACCAACUAAUUUCAUAAAAUUUCCGGUCAAUUUCCAAUCUAAAAAUAGUUUUAAAUACCGCAAUGUCAUUGGAUCUGUGAACGGAUUAAUAUGCUUUAGUUACAACUUGUAUGAUGGUGGUUAUGUUGUUCACAUAUGGAACCCUUCUCUCUCAGCUGCAUUAACUCUCCCGCCAUGUUUAAUUAGCUCCUGUAAUUCAAGUAAAAUCCAUUUCCGAUUUGGGUAUGAUCCAAAAACCGAUGAUUACAAAGUUGUUAAGAUUACAUGCCUUUGUAACCCACGCAGAAUAGAACCCCAAGUUGAGGUUUAUAGCAUGAGAAAGGGUUCCUGGGAGUUGAUAUCUCAAACCUUUCCUUCACACAUCACAAUGAUUAUGGAUCAUGAUGAUGUUUGUGUAGAUGGUCAUAAUGGCCAUCUGCAUUGGUUUGGUUCUACUGGUUUGGAGUGGAAGCCAGAAACGAUAUUGGCAUUUGAUUUGGGUGCAGAGACAUUCAGUGAGAUACCUCCACCUCCAGAUUCUUUACUACAUCACCAUGGACACUGCUUCAGUGUGUUGGGAGUUUUGGGUGGAAAAUUUUGUUUGAUGUCAAGUGUUAGAGAUGGUAAAUGUGAGGUGUGGGGGAUGAAUGAGUAUGGGGUGGCUGAAUCAUGGGUUAAACAUCAUGAGUUUUCACAGUUUAGUGGUGAUACGCGUCUGUAUGGAUUCACAUCACAGAAUGAGUUUAUUUUUUAUGGUGGUGGUUGUUUCUGUUUGUAUGAUCCAGUUGCAGCCCGGAGUAAAAUCUUCAAGAUUAAGGGUGAUGGACAAUUCAUAACUAAGAUCGUGGAGUAUGUUGACAGUCUUGUUUGGGUAGCACCUGCUAAGCAUGAGCUGUCAAAAUGGCAUGUCUUGAUUUCUUUUUUGAAUAGUCAUUGGCUGUUAAAAGAGCUUCAAAAGGCAACAAAGGGCAUCUCUCAAUUUCUAUUUCGAAGACGCAUCAGCUCUUAA
Messenger RNA from Lactuca saligna, 1461 nucleotides. The record is from the annotation of a GenBank genome assembly. NCBI's taxonomy places the organism in Eukaryota, Viridiplantae, Streptophyta, Magnoliopsida, Asterales, Asteraceae.